GUGCGAGUAGAUUCGCACUUGUCUGCGAGGACUUUUUUCCCGAUGUCGAGAAGAGUCCGUCCCACCGUAUGCAGCCGACGUCUCCUGCGCACAACACCUUGCUACUGCGCCUUUUGGAAGAGGGCGAACGUCUGCAGCAUACGGUAACAUCUCCUGAGCGGCAAAACCAUUCCUUGGCAGGAACUGCGUCUUCGUUUUGCCUGGAGGCUGGGAUGCCUGCAUUGGGAAGGAGCGAAAGUGCGACCGUCAGUUCCCUUAGCUCCGACGAACCCCGCAAACUCCAAAUAGAUUCGGAGUUACGGACAUCGCCCUGUGGGCCUUUCACCAGCAGUGCUCGCUGCAAAGUCCGAAUAGAUUCGGAGCUACUGACGUCGCCCUGCGGCCCUUCCGCCAGCAGUGCUCCUCACGCUACAGUUCUGCGGGGCCAAGAAAAUGUGAGGUCCAACCCCCCACAUCUUCAAUUGGGCACAGUGUUCCCCUGCUCACCGCCGUUCUCAUAUGUUGAGACUCAAGACUGGCAGUCUUGCAAAGUACUGGAGGGGCCCGCUGCAGGAGUGUUGGAGACCGGGGGUAGCGAGUAUGAACGUCAUGCUUCAGAGGGUGUAUCCGUCGACUUUGGGAGCAAGAGUACAGCAGCUCCAGGGGAAGAGGAGCUCUCAUCCGAGUAUGAACGUCAUGCUUCGGAGGGUGCGUCCGUCGACUCUGAGGGCAAGAGUACAGCAGCUCUGGGGGAAGAGGAGCUCUCACAGGAAGCGCAUGCUCUGCAGCGGGAAGAGGAGACUCAACACUGGCCGGCUCGUGAAGUGUUGAAGGGGCUAGAUGCAGGAGUGUUGGAGACCUGGGCUAGCGAGUAUGAACGUCAUGCUUCGGAGGGUGCGUCCGUCGACUUUGAGAGCAAGAGUACAGCAGCUUCGGGGGAAGAGGAACUCUCACAAGAAGCGCAUGCUCUGCAGCGGGAAGAGGGGACUCAACACUGGCCGGCUCGCGAAGUGGUGAAGGGGUUCGAUGAAGGAGUGUUGGAGACCUGGGCUAGCGAGUAUGAAUGUCAUGCUUCGGAGGGUGCGUUUGUCGACUUUGAGAGCAAGAGUACAGCAACUUCGGGGGAAGAGGAGCUCUCACAAGAAGCGCAUGCUCAACAGCGGGAACAGGAGACUCAACACUGGCCGGCUCGCGAAGUGCUGAGGGGUGCUCGAUGCAGAAGUGCUGGAGACCAGGACGUCCGAAGAGGUUCUGCACAGCCAUUCGGUUGUGGCGACGACGCAAGAGGGUGACGUUAAGGGAGGUCAGUGGAUGUUUGUGGAAGGCAAUGACCGUGGGGAGGAAGGACAUACGUGGACGUUUGUGGAAGCU
Molecule: messenger RNA, 1350 nt
Organism: Chara braunii
Lineage: Eukaryota; Viridiplantae; Streptophyta; Charophyceae; Charales; Characeae
Source: the annotation of a GenBank genome assembly